CGGCGGACUUUUUUUGACAUGGCUUUUAGCUUCAUUUCAUUAUUUUGACAUUUCGUGAUUUCGAUGUCAAGCGCUACGUAUUUCUUUGAAAAAAGUAAUUUUUCUAUCCGUUUUCAAUCUGAAUCCAGUUUUUUCAAUCGAAAAGUAUCUUAGGGGUGCGGGUGAAACUCAUUGCUGUGUGAAAAUCGACUGCAGAUAUGAGAAAAUCCGCGAGAACCAUGUGACACGAAUACGAAAAAGGGCUUCCAGACCGUCAAUGUGACAGAAAUGUUUUCUGCCAUCACGACGAGCCAGCACCACCGCGGAGCCGAUACGAGUACGACGCGAGAUAAACGAACGGCGAUAUAGGGCAAGCGCGUCAAAAAUGUGCGCGAGAUGGCCAGCCCGCCACCAAACCCUAAGGAAGGCGAGGAGGGCGGCUCCGAGUUCAAAGAGGAGCCGAGCGGGGAACGCCCGGCCGCCCCGCAGAAGACGUUCAUAGCGCCGCCCGCGUCGCAGCUGCCCACGAAGCUGCAGUACGUGACGCUCGGUGCGUCCGGCCCCAGCGGCAUCAAACAGUUGUUCCGGACGGUCAAAGUGGCGCGCCGCAUACCUACGCUGCCGCGGCGGCCGCGCGAGGGGGAGGGCAGCGCGCCCGGCCCGUCACUGCCCGAGGCUCGGGAGUCGCGUGGCCGCAAAGACCACGCAAAGCGCCAUGUCUGCAGCACUUGUGACAAGCGCUUCUCCAGCCCUGGCAAGCUCAGCCAACAUGUUCUUUCACACACUGGCGAGCUGCCCUUCUCCUGCGAUCUGUGUGACAAACGCUUCAACUCCAAGUUCAAGCUUGUGCGACACAAUUUGAUACAUAGUGAGGCACGAGCCUUUGCAUGCAAUGUAUGUGGUAAGACUUUCAAUCGUAAGGAUCAUCUCACCAACCAUGUAAGAGUGCAUAAUCCAGUUAAAAAGCUUUAUACAUGUGAAAGGCCAGAUUGCAGAAAAUCCUACACUUCCCUUUUGAGCUUUCGAAAACAUGCUGCCCUGCAUUCUGCUGAAGAGGGCAAUCUUCAGUGUAAAAUUUGUGACAUGAAUUUUACAACUCGGCAAGAUAUAAUAUAUCACCUUAAAGUCCAUACUGGAAGCCGCACUGUAAAAAAUGAUUCUGAUAAGAAGUUUACAUGUAACUAUUGUGAUCGAAAGUUUUUCACAGCUAAGGAUGUAAGGCGUCAUCUUGUCGUCCAUACAGGCAGGCGUGAUUUCCUAUGCCCUCACUGCCCACAAAAGUUUGGGCGUAAAGACCAUCUGGUGCGGCAUGUAAAAAAUGCUCACCCUGAAGAAUCAUGGAAAUCUGCAGCCGUUGGUACAUCCAGCGAGCCCCCACCUGAGGCAUCUGCAUUUGAAGAAACCUAUACCGAGUAUCCUAUAGAAGGUACUGAUUUUACAAUGUGGAAACCACCCUCACCCAAAGAGAGUACAUCAGAGAGUGGUCAACCAACCCGGGUGCCCUCUACAGAUAUUAUAGUAGAAAUUCCACCCGACCUCGAUAUUAAGGUAGAACCUAUAGAUAUAAAGUUGGAGGAAUCCCUAGACAUAAAGUUAGAGCAGCCGGGGUCACCAGGAUGUACAUUGCUUCCAGUAGAGUAUCCCAUGAUGUUUAUGGUAGCUCCACCAUACACCCAGACGCCGACGGACUUGCCGUUUUUGUCGACACAGGAGCUGCCCGACUCAAUGGAAGCACACUUACUCCAUUCAGGGAAUGUAGAGUCCCUAUUGAUGGAUCCGGGCGAGGGCCCUUCCGGUCUGUCGAGCCAAAUGCUAGGACUAUUAGAGGAUAGUGAGCCAACAUUCACCGGCGAGGAGGGCAGGGUCCAGCAGAGACUGCCAGCGUUUACACAAGCCUUCCAGACGGCGCAGAGCCCCAAGCCUCCGCCGCCGCCGCCCCCGCCUCACUAACUUUGCCUCACUGGCGCCUCUUGAAAGCAACUUGCAGUUGUUCAUUAGACUGCAGGUCGCAUUAGGAGGUUGUGAAGGGUGAGAUUCCUGCAUUUAGCUUGUGUGAAUACCGAACUACCUCACUAGGUAAGGUUGAUCUAAGCUGUAAAUAGUCUUGAGUGCAGUUAGUAAUGCAAUUGUAAUAUUGUUGGACUUGAUGUCAUCUUGUGUAAGCAGAUAGGUAUGGAAGCCGGAGGGCACGGGCCCUCGGGUUUAUAUUGCCAAAUUGUAUAUUUGUACGUCUUGGGUAUACCAAAAUUACUUCCGAAUUCUACAUGAAUAUGUGAUCUAGUCGUGUAUGUACUUUCGGAAUUAUAUAUUGUUUAUUUAUAGCGUACUGCGUACAUGACGUUUAUGGAGUAUAAUUGGGACCAACUCUGUGAGCUAUUAGAUGGGAUACAGUUAGUGCUUAGUUGAGACGGGCCGCGUUCACGUCCGCGUCGGUCGCGGUCCGGUACGAGUAUAGUAAGCAGAAUACAAGCAGGGCGUAUGACUCUUGGAGGCAGCGAGCUAUUAUAAUAUGUUUUAGAGAGGCUUGCUGCUUUCGACGCGAUAAUAUAAUACAACAGAGAGCAUAUUCCUUUGAAAUCAAUAAAGUGAAUGUCAUAUUCUGCCGGAGUAGAUUAACAUCAGAUCUGUCUAUAACUAGAUUGAUAUAUCAUCCUUAAGUGUAAGUGCUAAGUGUUCAUAACAGAGUUAUACAAUUGAAGGCUUAAUAUUGAAUGGUUUUAGGGUUCCAUUUCAUUCUAUUGUCCAGAAUGAUAUCGAAGUCCUUACAACAGGCAGACUUGAGCUAGAAACAAAAUGCAAUAAAAUGAUCAAUAUACCUCAGAGGCACUUGUGCUUCCUAUAGAAUAUACUAAUUAGGUGUGUGUCUGAUGAGCAAGAAAACUUCGUGUUGAUACGUAAUAUACGUCGUUAUCAUUGUCAUUGUAACAAAAAUGUGCCAAAAGUGAUAGGAUUGCGAAUGGAUGAAGUCGACGUACGUUACUCGGUAAUCCGGAUUUCGUUUGCUCGUUAGACUCGCGUGUGCAGGAAUUAUCAAGUAAUACUUUUGAACUUUCUUUCGAUCUGCCGGCGAUAGGUUUGCAAAAUUUUCAUAAUUUUGACCGUAAUAUUUUUUUAUUUUCAUACAGUAAUAACUUUCGGAUUUUGUUACUUCAGAGGAACAAUUUUCUUGGCAUACGUUUUAGAAUAAUGAGCCAAAUUAUGUAAUUCGUUUAGUGAUGUGUGUCAGAUGGUUGAUGUUACGAUAGCGAUAAUUCACCAACUUGUGCGAUGUGAAAUGCCUUGCAUUUUUCAAACAAAAGUUUUUUUCGCGCUCGACACGUGGACAAUUCGCGAGGCGUUCACCUCUUACUAUUUUUCAUUCACUCGACAUCUUUUCGUCAUUUUCUCUUAAAAUAUCCUGUGACCACUUUCUAUUUCGACGCUACGCUUCUUUGCGAAAUAUUUUGUCUAGUAUCUGUAGGGCUAAGAACUAAUAAAGACUUAUAUUAACAAGAUUGUCCCUAAACGUAAACGGAAUGUAGAUAACAGUCUUGAUUUUCAUCAUUUUAUUCUACAGAAUUGAUAUUCUGUCUAAAUUUAAUACGUGGUCUGUAUCUUAAUUAUAUUUUCAUGUCGUUCUUAAUCGCGAGUUGUGCACGUGCGCUGUUCAGUUAAUUUGGAGUGCCAUCGAGAUUGGGGCAUCAUUAGCAUUAGUCAAACAUAACAUUAGAUUCCCUGGAUAUUUACGAUAAAUUAAUGUGCAAUGAUAAUAUUUGAUUGUAUAUCAUAAUCGAAGUUUGAAAAUCUGGAAAGGGAAGAAAAAUAAAGGCGAUCGGCUACCCACAUUUAGGUAAAGUUCCCGAUUUCGAUAGCUCUAAAUAUUUUGAAUGCAAUUCCUGACACAUUAACAUGUUUAAAUCUAUAUUAAGUUAAAAUAGUUUUCGGUAAUGUAAAGGUUUUAAUAAUAAUGGUCAAUGUUCGGCGUCUGGUUAUGCAAGGAGAGCAUAUUAUGAGAUCGUGUACACGCUUGAUACGUAGAAUAUGUGAAUAAUUCUAAUCUAUUAGGUUAAUAGGACUGUAAAAAAUUUAAUCUACCUCAAAUGCAACUUAUUCUUUUCUAGAAAUUUAAUUGUACUAUGUUAGGUUAGUGAGAAAAUUAGUUUUUUUUCUAUUUGAGAAAUACACGACCAUAGGGCUGGUUGAAUCAGUUAACACCUGUUGUCUUAAUUUAAUGUAUAAGUGUGUGAAGCAUAUCGAAAUCUUUAUUGAUAUACAAGUUAAAUAUGUAUGAUUAUUAUUAAUUUUGCUUUUUAUUUUAUUGUGCUCUAUAAGAGUGGCCUUUGAUUUCAAUGUGGAAUAGUUUUCGGAUCGAGCUGAUACAAAGUUUACAAUCGAAAGAUCUGGAAUUUUAAAGUUAAUACAAGAAAAAAAUAAAAAUAAAAAAAAGUUUAUCUAUAAUAAUGUUAGGACCUUUCCUAUCGCACAUUUGGUAUAAGUAAAAGUAAGAAAUUUUCAUAUAUUUUUGUAUAUCGAUGAUUAUACAUAUUUCCUUUAAGCAGAUAUCAGAAAAGAUUUCCGUAAAAAUGUUUUUUAUAAAUACAAUUUAUAUGAAACUGUUAAUGUUUAAGUUUUUUCGACUGUUGUAUGUAUUUGUUGGAAAUAUUUUUGCUAAAUCCUUCCCGAGGUUGUAGACUGAGAACGAGUCGUUAUGUUAGUUCGAAAUGUUUGUAAGGCUGCAGCUUAGGAUGGUGUGGUCAUGCAAUUAAACUUUAUCUGAUAGAGAACGAAUUUUACAACUAUCAAAAGCAUCAUACCUUUAUCUACGUAACUUGUAAUAAAUUAGUCGCUUGUAGUUUUUGUUUUAGUGUUUUUUACAUGUUGACGUUAAUCUUUUGCUUUUUUCUGUUUUAAUUUUGAUCUAACACUAAGCUGCUGCCGCCCAAGACACCGAGCUCAGUCUAUGCCCUUAUACCACUAGUCAUAUACAAUAGCAGAACAUUAUAUUCUCAAAUAGGCAGUUAUACUGAGUGAUAUUUACCUAUCUGACGAUUAACAAUAGUUAUACAGCGAUUGGUGCAAACUUCUAAGUACAAAACUACAUAUAGGAUAUAAAUAACCGCGAUUUCAUCUAAUUAAAAUCUAUGAACGAGAUGAUUGUUACAGGAUAACAAAGUCGGGUAUAAAGUUUAUCAAGCAAGUUGUAUAAAAACGUCUUAUCUACAUUUAGAACAAAGAAAAAUAUUACUAUUUAAUUUGCGUGAUAAGGCUACGAGGUCCUAAUUAGAAUGAAAUCGGCGCUUAUACUUUUUCCUCAUAUUUUAUUAUUGAUACAUAAAUAUACAACGACACAAUGCAAUAUAUUUUUAUAAUGUUUUUUUUAGAUUGUAAAAUAAUUAUUAAAAUAGUUAACAUAUCAAAGACUACCAUGUACGGCCGUUUUUGUUGUCACGUAACUUGAAUAUUUAAUAUUAAAGUUCACCUGUAUUUAUUUAUUUAACAUUUUAUAGUUAACAGAUGUCGAUUGACUAUAAAUAUUCUGUUUUGGCAACACUAUAAGUGUUUACCUUUUUUAUUUUAACGAUUUGGGGAAUAUCUAUGCAUAAUUGUUAACCUUUUUCAUGUAGCCCCAGUUUUUUUAUAGUUUUUAUGUUUAAUGAGUGUAACUCAUUAUAUUUAUAUUUUUGUAAAAACGAAAUUAUGUUGUGGAAUACCAAAUACAUAAUUAUUAUCAUAUUUUUUAUUUUGUGCUUACAUUCUGUAAAGUUUCGAAUAUUUUUUUUUAAUUUGUCUAUGUAAGUUUUGGUUACAGCAACGAAGCUGCUGUGAGUGAUAGAAUAAUAUUGUUUGUAAAUCAUGUUAUAAUUUACGUUGCCUUUAAUAAAACUGCAUUUCGCAAUCAUAUUCGCAGAAAGAUGUUCUUUAUAAUUGUAUGAAUCUUGCUGAUAGUGUAACAAAAUUACUUUCUGUGUACACCAAAUGAGGUGUUAAAGUCGGCACAAUUUGUUUUGUAUAGUAGUAUUCUCUUACUCGUAGCAAAAAAAGAAAAUUUGUAAAAAAAAGAUCCAUAGAUAUACUUACGAUAUACGUAAUUUUGGUACAUACAUAGGGGCCUUAUAAUAAUUAAAAAUUGUAGAUGAGUUAUUGAUUAAAAAUGAAAAUUUAAAUAUUUUUAGAAACGUAUGAUAUUUUAAUAGAAAUGAUCUAUUUUUGUUACGCUUUAUCGAGUAAUACACGUUGAUUGUUUUAAAAACGUAACUUUUCAGUUUGAUAUUUGUGUUGGAAAUCAAGUUUUAGGGAAUGUAUUUACCGGACAGUAAGCAUAGUGCGGUUGCCGUACCUUUUUGACAUUUAUUAUGGACGCCCGGUUAAUGGCACAUUGUUUAUUUGUUUUGGUAUUUUUGUACAUAAAUAUGCGUUUGGGGAAUACAGAAGCUGGUCUUGUAUUUCAUCUUCGAUUCAUAGAGCCCCGAUCAAUUUCCGUAAACCUUGAUUUUGAACACGGCCGUAUAUUGACAGUAUCUACUAACGCAAAAUAUUUCCCUCGCAGGAUAGCCUAAUGAUAAUAAAUUAUAAACAUUGUACCUGGUUUAUAAUAACAUGAUGUAAUGGUCUUCAUUGUAAUAAAUAUUUGGAACAUC
Spodoptera exigua (beet armyworm) is the source of this 6596-nucleotide messenger RNA. Lineage: Eukaryota; Metazoa; Arthropoda; Insecta; Lepidoptera; Noctuidae. The record is from the annotation of a GenBank genome assembly.